Dicrocoelium dendriticum is the source of this 777-nucleotide messenger RNA. NCBI's taxonomy places the organism in Eukaryota, Metazoa, Platyhelminthes, Trematoda, Plagiorchiida, Dicrocoeliidae. The record is from the annotation of a GenBank genome assembly.
AUGGCUUGGAUUAACGCUGUGAUACUGGUUGUAGUGUUGCUACUGGAGAGUGAGACACUCAAGGCGGCGGAUUCAGAAGAAAAGAGGAACCGUUUGAAUGAGGCUCGGUUUGGAUUGCAGUGCGUCAGUAUGUGCAUAAGCUCUAUCUUCUUCAUCGAGAUCUGCAUGAAGCUGUUUGCACUGGGACCGAAAACUUUUUUCAGUCACUGGAUUGAGGUUUGGGACCUGGUCGUUAUUGUGAUCAGUUUGAUUGUGGACGCGAUCAUCAUUUCAGCGCAUGUUGCCCGCAACCGCACAGCGCAUGGGUCCGACGCUCAUUAUUUCUCCAAUGACCCUUCUUCAGACCCACUGGCUGCAGUUGGCGCAGCUGCCGCAUUACUGGUUAUCUUCCGAUUAUGGCGGAUAGUGGGAAUAAUGAAUGCCAUCAUUGUAACAAUUCACGGUGGUUUGGAAGCCAAAAUAGCUAAACUGAAGGAGGAAGGAAUGAAGUUACGUCGUCGGGUAUUUCAGCUAGAGUCGGUACUGGAGGAGGCGAACCUGCCCAUACCAAAGAUGGUGGAUGAUUCGGAAGAAAACGUGGAAAUUAAUUCAAGGCAUAACCAUGCUCAUCAUCACAGAAAGCAUCAACGCCACCACCACAACCACCACCACCACCACCACAACAACAACAACCGGAACCACUUGAUGCAAUCAAGUUGCAUCACUGAAGAUUCCAAUGAUAUAGGAUCGGCAACUACCGAUUUCCCUGUUGCAACACAUCCAGAGAACGGAAACUAG